Nothobranchius furzeri (turquoise killifish) is the source of this 3625-nucleotide messenger RNA. NCBI's taxonomy places the organism in Eukaryota, Metazoa, Chordata, Actinopteri, Cyprinodontiformes, Nothobranchiidae. The record is from RefSeq and is a predicted model, not a curated record.
GGCAGCGAGCUGCACUGGCUGGCCUGUGCGCUCUACGUGGCCUGCAGGUCUUCGGUGCCCACGGUGGGGAAGGGGACUACUGAGGGGAACUACGUGUCACUGACCAGAGUCCUGCGCUGCUCUCACAUCAGCCUCAUCGAGUUCUUCAGUAAGAUGAAGAAGUGGCAGGACAUGGCCAAGCUGCCACAGGACUUCUGUCAGAGUACCGACAAGCUGGAGCGGAACUUCACCGUUUCAGCCGUCAUCUUCAAGAAGUACGUUCCCAUCUUCAGAUCCAUCUUCAAGACCCCAUCAGAGGAGCCGCUUCGGGUCCAUCGCAGUCGCAAACAGAGACGCCACCCGUGCUCUGUGAGUGAGCUCUUUAACUUCUGCUGGGUGCUCUACGUUCACGCUAAAGGGAACUUCCCCAUGAUCAGCGACGACCUGGUGAACUCCUACCACCUGCUGCUGUGUGCACUGGACCUGGUCCUCACCAAUGCGCUCCUGUGCAGCGCCAGGAGAGACCUCCUCAAUCCAAGCUUCAAAGGUCUCCCUGAGGACUUCACCAGCAGGGACUACAGGCCACCUCCAGGUCCGCUCUGCUUCAUGGAGCAGCUGUGUGAGCUCCACGACGGGCUUGUUCUGGAGGCCAAAGGCGUUAAAGAACAUUUCUGGAAGCCGUUCAUCAAGAAGCUCUUCCACAAGAGAAUUCUCCGUGGAAAGGAGGACAGUCUGAGUGGUUUUCUGGAUCCGAUGAACUUUGGAGACAGUUUCUUGUCGCUCAGUCGCCUCUAUGAGGAACAGGUUUUGGCCUCAGGCGGUCUGGAUGAAAGGAUCUUCACUGGGGAGGGGGCCAGCGAGGACAUUGGGACCCCAGAGCCCAGCCUCUGUGAGGAGGUGGAGAACCAGGACAGCACCCUCUACAGGCUGCACACCAGCCUCGCUGCUUCGGUUCUGAAGGUCUCUACUCCUCUGACCGGGAGGAAAUAUGUACAGGAGGUCCGCCUGGCGUCUCCGCUGUCUACCGCUAUGAAGAGUGUUGGGCGCCUUCACACUCUGCUGUCAGGAACCAGAUAUGGGCCAAGCUCCAAGUUGACACAGAUCCUCAGGGGCUGUUCCAGAGACCCCAGUGAUGUCAUCAGUCAGCGCCUGAAGGACAUGUUAGACAUCUUCACACAGCAUCAUGAGGACAGCACUGAUGACAGCAAGGGGAUGGAAAAAGCAGACAUGGCCGUCAAGUUCUUCCACCUGAGCGAGGCGCUGUACUACAGGAUCCUGGAGUCCAUCGUUGAGAGAGAAAAGAUGAUCCUGGGAGACGCUGACCUGUCUUGUAUUCUGGAGCAGGACGUGUUCCACCGCUCCCUGCUGGCCUGCUGCCUGGAGAUCGUUACCUUCUCCUACAGACCUCCAGGAGACUUCCCCAGAGUCAUCCACACCUUCCAGCUUCCUGCUUACCACUUCUAUAAGGUGAUUGAGGUGCUGGUCCGGUCGGAACAGGGUCUGUUUCGGGAGGUCGUGAAGCACCUGAACCAGGUGGAGGAGCAGGUUCUGGAGAGCCUGGCUUGGACCAGCAACUCCCCGCUGUGGCACAGUCUCCAGUCAGCCCAAGUCCCGACCUGCCAGGAGGUGAUGCAUCCUCAGUACCUGGAACAGAAUGAAGACAGCGGUGGGGCUGGCAUUGCCCUCACUCCAGCCUCACAGGGACCAGACCUCAGCACCAACAGCACCAUCACAGGCGUGUCCCCCUCCCCCACCACCCUGCAGGACCGGUAUGGCUCCCCCCCCACAGGUGGAUUUCGUCGCCGUCUGUUUGUUGACCCGACGGAGGGUGAGACCAGCGCCACAAGAACACCACCGAGCAGCGUCACAAAGCCGAGCCUCAUUGCCACCAUUCCGGCGGGGCAGACUGUAGUGGCGACCGCCACCGUCACGGCCAACAACGGGCAGACACUGACUAUACCUGUGCAAGGGAUACCCAAUGAGAAUGGAGGAUUCACUUUCAUCCCAGUGCAAGUGGGCGGGGCCACACUUCAGCCACUCCCUGCCCAGAACCUGACCAGCACUCUCGCCAUCCAAUCAGCUGUCACCAAGCCAGUCACUAAAGCAGUCAGCAGCCCACUGAGGAGAGGUUCCCUCUCUCUGUUCUUCAGAAAGGUGUUCCACCUGGCCAGCGUUCGUCUCCGUGAUCUUUGUGUCAAACUGGACAUCCCAACAGAUCUGAGGAGGAAGAUCUGGACGUGUUUUGAACAUUCUCUGGUCCACAGUACAGACAUGAUGAAGGACCGUCACCUGGAUCAGCUGCUCAUGUGUGCUGUUUAUGUCAUGGCUAAGGUGACCAAAGAGGACAGGUCCUUCCAGAACAUCAUGAAGUGUUAUCGCACACAGCCCCAGGCCAGCAGCAAUGUCUACAGGAGUGUGUUGAUCUCGGGGAGCACAAGACCAUCCUCCACCACAGACACCAACCAAAGCUCAUCAUCUGACAGCAGAAAGGACCCGGGUCAGAAGUCUAUGAAAGGUUCUUCAUUCAAGAGACUCACCUGGGUCAUAACCCAUCUGGGUGGAGACAUCAGUCCAGGUCUAACCUGCUCCAGCAGCACCUUGGUGACCCCCCAGCCCAGCGGUGACUCCUCCUCCUCAGCUGUGGAUGGUGGUGAGGAGGAACGAGGAGACCUGAUCCACUUCUACAACGAUGUCUACAUAAAGCAGAUGAGACAGUUUGCUGUGAGAUACUCAAGGAGCUCUCCGUCCACGGGGGCGGACCCCCCUCCACUGUGCCCGUACCCUACCUCGAGGACAGGCUCCCCACGUCGGAUGCUUCUCUCCAGCAAGCACUCCAUUUACAUCUCACCUCACGAGUCAGGCUCCGCCCCCUGCCCAGCCCUCCCCCGGGAGAAGAUCUGCUACUACAUCUGCAGCAGCCCCCCCAAUCGUCUCCAGGAAAUCAACAGCAUGAUCCGGACCGGCGAGACUCCCAGCAGGAAGCGCAGCAUUCCUUUGGACAAGGAGACAUCCCCCAAACGGGUCUGCCCCGACAACCACACAGCUCUGCUGCGCCGUCUGCAGGACAUUGCGAACGACCGAAGCUCCUCCCGCUGACUCCAUCGCCGUGACAACAGCAGUUCGAUCAGCUUCCCGUUGGGUCCGUGGAGAGAGAGGACGUAAACCCUAAAGGUGUAGGAAGAAGUUUAAUCUGACAGGUGAAGGUGUGACAGAAGCCUUCGUGUUCACAGGUAGAUUUUUAAGUGAUUGUUUCAGAUCUUUGGGUUUGAAUGACAUAAAACCCUGGAUUGAAAGAGAACGUUGGUUUUUGUAAAGCUUUGUUUCAUCUGUUUGUUCUCAGUCAUUAUUUUAACGUUUCACUUCAGCUUGUCGUCAUAUUUAUUGUAUUUUAGCCUCUUCUACUAGACGUCAUUUUAUGAACAAAUCUAUUAUUUGGUGUAGUUUUAUUUAACUGUCUGUUUUGUUUACCUGUUGCUUUCUUGUUCUUUGAAUUCACCCAACUUCUCUGUCAGGAUGGAGAAACUGUAAAUAUCUGUACAGAAGAGCAACUAUUUAACAACGGCGACAGAAGUUAAGUGCCUUUAUCUGUAACUCUGUCUUGUUUACACAAGACACAUUUUCUUGGUUUAAAAGCCAAACAAAUGAA